Messenger RNA from Alligator mississippiensis (American alligator), 2191 nucleotides. RefSeq names its product flap structure-specific endonuclease 1 (gene FEN1). NCBI's taxonomy places the organism in Eukaryota, Metazoa, Chordata, Crocodylia, Alligatoridae. The transcript is spliced from 2 exons. The record is from RefSeq and is a predicted model, not a curated record. Gene Ontology annotation, molecular function: 5'-3' exonuclease activity; 5'-flap endonuclease activity; magnesium ion binding. Gene Ontology annotation, cellular component: nucleus. Bases 148 to 1290 code for a protein of 380 amino acids.
CCGCGCGCUUGGCUGCCCUACUCAGCAGCGCCGGGCGGGGCGCGGGGCAUCCAGGAUGGCCAGGCUGCAGGGUGGAGGCAGGAUGCUGCCGAGCUUGGAGGGGGCCUGGGUUGCCACUUUCUCCGCCCGGCAGCCGCCCCAUUUCUGAUGGGAAUCCAUGGCCUGGCCAAGCUGAUUGCGGACGUGGUUCCCAGUGCCAUCCGGGAGAAUGACAUCAAGAGUUACUUUGGGCGGAAGGUGGCCAUUGACGCCUCCAUGAGCAUCUACCAGUUCUUGAUUGCCGUGCGCCAGGGGGCUGAUGUGCUGCACAACGAGGAGGGCGAGACUACCAGCCACCUGAUGGGCAUGUUCUAUCGCACCAUCCGCAUGGUGGAGAACGGCAUCAAGCCGGUCUACGUCUUUGAUGGCAAGCCCCCCCAGCUGAAGUCAGGGGAACUGGCCAAGCGGAGUGAGCGCCGUGCUGAGGCGGAGAAGCAGCUGCAGGAGGCCCAGGAGGCAGGUGAGGAGGAGAAUGUUGAGAAGUUCAGCAAGAGAUUGGUCAAGGUAACCAAGCAGCAUAACGAUGAAUGCAAGAAGCUGCUGUCAUUGAUGGGCAUCCCUUAUGUGGAAGCACCGGGCGAGGCUGAAGCCAGCUGUGCCACCUUGGUGAAAGCUGGCAAAGUCUAUGCAGCUGCCACUGAGGAUAUGGACUGCCUGACCUUUGGCAGUCCGGUGCUCAUGCGACACCUCACAGCUAGCGAGGCCAAGAAACUGCCUAUCCAAGAAUUCCACCUGAACCGCAUCCUGCAGGAGCUGGACCUGACGUGGGAGCAGUUUGUGGACCUGUGCAUUCUCCUGGGCUGUGACUACUGUGAGAGCAUCCGUGGUAUUGGGCCCAAGCGUGCCAUUGAGCUCAUCAAGCAACAUAAAACCAUUGAGAAGAUCGUGGAGCACAUAGACACCAAGAAGUACCCGCUUCCUGAGAACUGGCUGCACAAGGAAGCCCAACACCUCUUUUUGCAGCCUGAUGUGGUAGACCCUGAGGCUGUGGAGUUAAAGUGGGGUGAGCCUGAUGAAGAUGGUCUUGUCCAGUUUAUGUGUGGGGAGAAGCAGUUCAAUGAAGAACGGAUCCGCAAUGGGAUCAAGAGGUUGAGCAAGAGCCGCCAAGGUAGCACUCAGGGCCGAUUGGAUGACUUCUUCAAGGUGACUGGCUCCAUUACUUCAGCUAAGCGAAAGGAGCCAGAGCCCAAGGGACCAACCAAGAAGAAAGCAAAGGGCAAUGCUGCAGCAAAGUUCAGAAAGGGGAAAUAGCUGGACUUUCCAAAACUCUGCUUGUUCUUUUCUGCUUCCACGUUCUCCACAAGUUUUAAAUUUGGUAGGAAAUCCUUGUGUGUGUUGCUCUAAAUGAUUCCCUGCCAGCGGGAAGGGGGGAGGAGGGGGUGGCGAUUGAUGAUGCCUGUGCUUCUGUUCCUGUACAUAGUGAUUCCCCAUCAGGACUAGAUUAGCAAAUUAGAUAAGAGUCCUCUAACAAGCAACAGUGUGGCCACAAUUCUGAUGGAAGGGUGGAUUUAAAAAAUCGGAGACUGGGAGGAAUUAAAAGUAUGAGCAUAGGACAAACCAGGGCUGAGCGAGCUUCACUAGCAAUCCAGUAACAAUGUUCAUUACUUUUAAACUGACUUAGUCUUGAGGCCCACAGGCAGUGGGGAUGCUGCAUAGAGCAUGCACUUGGGACCUGUAGGGAAGCAGUAUACAGCCUUGAUCUCCAGUCACGCCGAAAAAGUAGUGUUGACUAGCCAGAAAGCAAACCAAAUCUAAAUGUAGGAAAGAGGCUUUCUCUUCAGAAAGCCCAGAACUUCACCCAAAGAACUGUAGCAUGGGAGGGAUGAAGACUGAAACAGAACAUGGGAGAAGAAAUGCCUGAAAUGCAAAUUAGAGCUAGAGAAAAAGCGAAAUGCCUUGUUUUAAUUGAUUACUCAAAGAAGUGAGAAAUUUAACAUUUUUCUCCUAUAAAAAUGACUGAUGUUUAAAGCCUUGGUGCAGAUUAUUUUGAUUACACUCCAGAUUCCAGUAUUGUGUUGGUUUGGUCCCAGUGUAUAAACCAGAAGGAUCUAAGAAUGAAUGGCAACUUUCCAAGCUUGAUUCUUGUCAUCACUAGGUUUAAUUUUUUUAAUUUUUGAAGUCAGCUUUAAAUAAACCUGCGAAUGGAAAACUG